Moneuplotes crassus is the source of this 1724-nucleotide messenger RNA. Lineage: Eukaryota; Ciliophora; Spirotrichea; Euplotida; Euplotidae. The record is from the annotation of a GenBank genome assembly.
UCACAAAUGAAGUCGAAGAUAGGUUCAUCAAUGCUCUCACAAGAGAGGUUCAACGCCAAGUUGAUCCAAAUUCGGAAGCUAAAAGAUAUAGCUAAUGUUAAUGAGAUGAAGGAGAAGAAGAAACAUUGUACAAAUACCACAAAAAGGAAAAAGAGAGACUCCUUAAGUUCGAUUCCUGGGAUUAACAACAACUUCUCAAUAAAGAACGAGCGUCUUACAGGUUACUUAGGUCUUGCACCUCCUGAGCAGAAGCUGUUCUCUAGGAACUUGAACUUAUGGCUACGCUUAAAGAAAAGGAAGAUUAAUAGGUCCUUUCAUCCAUCAAAGAACAAAGCGGCUGUUGCAAGCAAGAAGACUUAUUACACGAAGAACGCUAUAAAAUAUAUAAAUAACUCCAAGGAGAAAUAACCAUGUGCAUGAUUUUAUGAAGUCUCUUUCAGUCAGGAAAUCGUUGGGAGAGCCUUCUUCCCAGCAGCCGUUUAUGACAGAGGUCAAAGUACCACAAACAUCUCGCAGGAAUAGAGGGGAUGGCUAUUUUAAAGACGUUGUCUCAAAAAUUAACAACCGAGUUGAGAAACUGACUGAUCAUAAUUUUCAUAAAAUUAUUCUUGACUCUUACCAGAAAAAAUUGGAUGAAAAUCCCUUUAGACUGACAUUGAAGACUGAUGAAGAUAAUGAUUGCAAAUUAGAAAAGAUGCCUGCUUCUGUAAAGGAGUGAUACCAAAUCAUCCAGAAAUCAAAAUAAGAAUUUGCCAAAAUCCAGUUCUAAAACCCCAAAUCAGUCUAUAAGAUCCUCUAAAAGCCUACAAUGCAAGAAGGGUAAAUUUAGAAUGAAAGGGAAGAUUUACCCUCUAAGUCCAUCGAUAGAUAGAGUCCUGAGUGAAGUCAGAAAGGAGAAGUUCAAUAAGCAAAAGAUGCUUACCCAUAUUAACAAAAAGAUUAUGCACACAAAGUUCCCUUCAACAAAAUUUAUCAAGGAAGAUUUUGACGAAUUUGUGCCAGAUUGCUUUAAAGAUCGCAUUCUGAACCACGACACCAGCUAUGAAUCUGAAGAAGAGAACCCUAUGCACAGGCUUAAGAAGGAGGAAGCUAAUGAAUUCUAUAACAUUGUGAGGAACAUCUUCAGUUCUGCGAAUAUAAGCUUGAAAAAUGAACAACUUUAUUCUCCAUUUUUAGAAGCUCUGAUUAAGAAUUACUCAGUUAGGUUGAGCAAUAUCAAUAAUGAAAACUCCAAUUCUAAAAAGCUUGAGAAAAAGGAGACUUAUGCAGGAAGUAUGUCGCCCAUGAGCCCGGGGUUUAAGUACCAGACCAAGCAAGUGCACCUGCUUGAUAUGAAAUCUAGCAGGAGUAUUUCUGAGAUUAGAAGCGCUCAAGAGCAGCGAAGAGAUGAAUACCCUCUUAAAUUUCUUGGUCCUGAUAAAAAUGAGCUGGACAGUAAGAACAUCAGGAAGAUUUACAAGAAUGAGCUACGGAUGAGGAACCAUGAAAAGGAUUUCCAUCCACUUGAUAAGCUGUGCAUGGAAAUAAUGGGCCCACAAGGGUCAAAAGAAUGGCUGAGUAACGAUAUUGAUUUCAUCGAUGAUGUUUUGUCCAAAAAGACAUACCAAAGCAUGAAAAAGCGUAGAUUUAUGAAUAGUAGAGAGAAGCAAAGAGACCAAGACAGGGAAAAAUAUGAGCCAAAAGUCUGUGAAGACAUGCUUGAUUGAAUAAAGACUCUCAGUUAG